Chaetomium fimeti is the source of this 725-nucleotide messenger RNA. RefSeq lists its product as uncharacterized. Bases 87 to 725 code for a protein of 212 amino acids. The transcript has a single exon. The record is from RefSeq and is a predicted model, not a curated record. Lineage: Eukaryota; Fungi; Ascomycota; Sordariomycetes; Sordariales; Chaetomiaceae.
CAUUCUCAACCAAGUCACACAGGCUUAGGCACUCUUUUCAUAACAACAUCCAUUGAUCUGACACCUCUAUCCAUAACGACGCAAGAAUGUUUGCUCCUUUAGCCCUCAUAACUGGCCUUCUGGCGGCCUUCGUCGUCGGCGAGUCGCGUGGCAUCACCCCCCACGACAUGUACUCCUCCUCAGUCGGCGUCCUCGGCUGCAAGAUCAACACCAACCGGGUUGCCUACUGGCCCAUGGCGAUCGACUGCGACAACAUCUGCGUCCGUGUCUCCCACGCCGGCCGCUCCGUGGAUCUCCUCCGCAUCGACCAGUCCGGCGGUGCCUACGACAUCUCGUACGACGCCUACAACUUCCUCGUCUCGGGCCAGAGCGCCACAGCUCAUCCGAUCACUGGCGGCGCCGUUUCAAUGAAUGUCGAAACCGUACCCGCUAGCAACUGUGUGAAGCACCUCAAGGCCGGCGGCCUCCCCCUCUCGGCUUCCAACAGCAUGAACUACGUUGCCAGCUGCCUGGGCAAGCCGAACAGCUGGGUCGCCCGCAACUACCGCCUGUUCAACAUCCAGGACCCCCCGUGUCACUACGGUUUCGACGAAUCCUGUUCGGUCAACCUCGCCGUGAGCAACCAGCCCUCGUGCCCGCAUGCUCUCGGGACUUCGGGCCCUCGCCUGCCCGAUACGGUCUUCAAUAUCCAGUACGGCACUGGUGCCGUCGUUGCCGCCCCCUAA